Molecule: messenger RNA, 2356 nt
Organism: Ictidomys tridecemlineatus (thirteen-lined ground squirrel)
Lineage: Eukaryota; Metazoa; Chordata; Mammalia; Rodentia; Sciuridae
Source: RefSeq, a predicted model, not a curated record
AUAUCACCUCCUUUGUUCUGUAACAGAAUACAAAGAUUGUCUAGCACUGCCUCUGUGCUCCAAGGUUACCUACUACUGGUGAAGGGACUGUGCCAGCAAUAAAAGUGAAGUUAACUAACAAUACAAGAUGAUGCGAGAGAGCCCUAGGUCAUGGUGAGUGACCGCUGGGUGAAUGGAGUAGGCCGUGAGGCCUUGGGAAGGAGAGAGAAGGGCUGAGUUUGACUGACUAUAGACUUAGAAAAGAUUAUUUGGAGAUUUGUUUAGAGUUUACCUUUUUGUCGUAGGCUACUGAAAUCUAGAUACCAUCAUGUUUAUAGGUUGUGGUGAGGUGGAAGUGAAAGGUGGGAAACUUAAGGUAAAAGAAUGUACUGUUCCUUUCUUCGCCUGGUCUUACCGUUACCCCUGGCAACAGCUGACUGUUCUGGGAAGGAAUGUGUCUUUCCUUCCAUAGGCUUCAGUCAAGAACUCUGACAUCUUGAUACUACCAGAUUGGAUGCUGAAACAGCAAGAAGACAACCGGAAUUUUGAGGAAAAAAACUUACUGUAUCCAAUAGUUCGUACAUGGCAGAAGUAAAGUCAGUGUUCCAGGAAGUUCUUCCAAACCAAGGGCAGCUGUUUGUGGAAGGUAUAAGCACAAUGGUGCUCUGUAAACCCAAACUUUUACCCUUACAGUCUUUGACUCUGGAAAAACUGGAGAAAAUGCAGCAAGCAGCACAGUUCACUAACAAGAAAUGUCAGAAAAAGAACACAACAGCAAAUAACCCAUUGAUGAGACUUACCAUAGGGAACACCCUUCCUUACCUACCUACCACUUAGUAAUUAGAAAGUGUUCUGCAGCUAUAUGCUGAAAGUAGGAUUUAAUAAAACUGGUAACAGUCAUACUCACGUAAAUGAAAAUAAAAUUCCCAAGAUUGGUAAAACUUGUGAAUUUAAACCGUGGUUUGUGUUGACCGCAAGCAGUUGAAACUCUGAAUUGAAUCUCACAGAAUUUUCUUUGACUCAUGUUUUUAGAAUUUCAAAUUGUUCUUCAUUCCUAUUGUUAUCAGUUUUAAAUUUACAGGCACAAAUGACUAAUUGUAACUUUUAUAUACAGAGGAUCUUUGCAUGUUUAUUAAAUACCUGAAUUUGAAGAUUAAAAAAAAAAUAUGCUGUUCCUCUGUCAAGUGCUAGAGGUAUUGACCUCCUUGUGUGAAGGAACCUAAGAACUGGUCCCAUGAGCACCUUGUCAUUGGCUCAUCUGCAGGAUGGUCUGUGUUCCAGUGUAGUCUGGAACUGGUUUACCAUCAAGAGCCUCAGACAUUGAGGAGGCUCAAUGUCUUUGUUUCUAGUUUUCCUUUAGUUGUCUUCACAAUGGUUUAUUUUUAGACAUCUGACUCAAAUGACCACCUCGUGCCACCUUGCACAAAAUAUCUAGUGCUUACCCUUUGUUUCCUUCCACUUGGGAAAGUUUAUAGAUGGAAUGAAGGCAAGGUAGUUAGAUCCCAACUUUUGUCCAUGCAGUCUCGUCUAUCACCUAUUUCUAGGAGGCAUUUCAAAGGCCAUGUGGCUUUUUGUGAAGUUAAUAUAACACAGAUCUGAACUAUACAUCAACCAUUGUUGCACCAACCAUUAAGAUUAAUUUCUUUAUGGGGUAAAAAGUGAGCAAGAUUAGAAUUUGAAAUAGAGUGAGGGUCUAAAGCCCAAUACAAAUUUAAAGUAUGACUUAUGAUAUAGUCUUUGUUUCUUUAGCUUCUGUUAUCAAAAUUAGUAUCAUUGUCAAUUGAGAUAACCAACCAUAUUGAGGAAAUUUCAGCGACUUUGUAAUCCAUUCUGAGCAGUCAAACAGAUUGAGCUUAGAAAGGAACUACUGUUUGUACUGAGGUAUUUAUUUGAGCAAGUGUAUAGUGUUGUAAAGAAUCCUGAGAACCCUUAUAAUUUUAUAUUUUACUUCCUGUCUUAUCUAGGCAAGUAUCAACCAUACACUCUACUGUUCACCCCCGCCCCUAGCCUUUCUUGUAAUCCAGACUACAGAAACAUAGAUACAAGGUACAAUCAAUCUGGGAAUAAAAAAGAAUUUUCCCCAUGGGAAAUGAUGAUCCCCUAUGGACCCAAGGGAAGACAAACAUAUAUGCUUAUUUUUUACCCCUAAGGAGAAUUUAGCAAGUGACUCCUUCUCCCAGUGGAUACCUCCCUAUUUCUGAGCAGUGGCCCUUAAAUACUACCCUGACUGUGUGGGGAAAGGUGGACACCUGUGUUGUCUCAGUCACCAUCAUCAUUUACAAUAUUGCUUUUUGAAUAUACCUGUUCCUAGUUUUACUCCCCCUCUAACUUCUGCUGGUAGUUCAUGGUGAACAGUGAGGGACAUAGUCAUAAAUCU